AUGGCAACAUCAAAUCUUCAUGUACGUCGCAAACUUCAGUCAGACCAACCAAAACAGGAAGAACAUUGCGAUGACGGCAGCAAAAACAAUAGGAAACGGAGGAAUGAAGUGGGGAUAGCCAUGAGUGCUGUAGCAUUGCUGGCAGUGGUUGUUUUGCUGGGGUAUAUCUUCCUGUUGCCAAGACACCAAAAACGAGCCUUCCUGCAAGUGAUAAAGAAUCCAUGGGCUCAUGGUGGUGCUGCAUUUAUGUCACGAGAAAAUGUGGCUGGAUUCCAGCACCACUUCUACUCGGGGCCGCCCUCUUAUGUAACUGUCGUCAUGCCAUCGGUAGUCAACCCCAAAGGUAGACCGAACCGCUUGCAAUCCAUUCAAGAGACCUGGGGACCUCAUGCACGGUCUAUCUUUGUUCUCUCCAAUGUCACACAUGAAUUCCCAGCUGCCAUGGUUCACAAUGCCAUUAUCUCGGAAGCGACACAACCCGAAAAUCCCUUUCGCUACCCGCAAGCUCUUCAAGUACCAGAAGAAAUUGGUGAUGCCAAUGGAGUCCCGAGAUUACAGUUUGUGAUCCGAACCGUUCAUGAAAAAGUCAAUCCGGACUUUGCUUUUUUUGUCAAUGACCAUACCUUUGUCAUUCCAGAACACCUCUGCAAAUACCUACAAAAUUUUGAUCCAGCAAUGGACUUGUAUGCAGGACACGCCUUAAAAUCCGACAAUGACGUAUUCAAUAGUGGUGCAGCUGGGUAUCUACUUAGUCGCAACACAAUGAAGAAGCUGGUCAAAGCCUGGCAAGGGACAGACCCGCACUGUACUCUGGACCCCAACAAUAGAAAAUCGAAAUGGUUGCAAGGCAACCCAGGCGUCAUGUCAGCCGUUUGCCUGAAAGAAGCACUCAAUGUGACUGCUAUUGAUACCCGAGAAGACAGCAAAUUUCACAGGUUUCAUGCCUUUCCAUUGACACGGUCUGUUUCUGGAAGCGUCGACAAGUGGUACAUGAACAAGCACACAGCCGAGAUGGCGCAAAAGAUUGGAGCCGAUGAAUCUUACGCCACACUGCUCCAGGGUGAUGAUUGCUGUGCCAAAUCCACUGUUUCCUUCCAUUAUGUGGAAUACCUAGAAACUCGAGCCCUGUUUGCCACACGAGAACGAUUGUUGGCCAAUCCGCACUUGACCGACAAGGAACUUAUGACUUUGAUGAUCCAGCUGUGGCCCACGGGUCGCAAAGUCGGUGCCUACUCUCGUGCAUUGCCGGACAGUCAGAAUGUAGAAGAGUGGAAGGCAUUGAUGAGAACUGUACGGAAAAUCGCCACUCGUGAAAUGCAACAAGAAUGUUAUUUAUAA
Messenger RNA from Seminavis robusta, 1338 nucleotides. Lineage: Eukaryota; Bacillariophyta; Bacillariophyceae; Naviculales; Naviculaceae. The record is from the annotation of a GenBank genome assembly.